GUGCAUCGAUGUUUUUCUUGCAUUCCUAGCCACUGCUAAUUUGUAGUACGGAUAUAGAGAACGCGCACGUUGUUGUAUUUAUAUCAAAUAUAGAAAAAUUAUUUACAACGGUCUUCAUUCACACCUACUUACAUGAAUCUGUAACGCCAAAAUUAAAAAAUAAUUAAACGCAGUCAAUCGCCGUGAUAAACCACGAUUAAGACAUUUUGCCGCGAAAUCGUUGUUUUGCGAGUUUGAAUAUGAAGUUAAACAGUGUGAUUGUGAGUCAACCAAAUAGUUUUUGUGAAACUUUUGCUUGCAUUUCAAACAUUUAUAACAACAACAAGCUAAACGAACCCAUUGUGUCCAAUCAAAGCGACAAGAGUUUUCCAUCGAAAUUUUACCAACCACAACUAAUGUCAAUUCGACUAUAUCAGAAUACUUUAUAAAAGUAUACACGAGAGAUAGUAAAAUAAGUGAUUUUAUAUGUACUUACGUUAAUAGUGCUACACAAAAUAAUAGAGAACGUUCGUCAAUAGGUGUACUCCAAAAGAGAAAAAAUUUAAAAUAAUGCUUUUUCAUCAAACAUAACUAUUUGAUUAAUUCGCACAAAAUAAAGUUACUUUUUUGCGAAAAAUAUAGAAAGUGUUACAGAGGUUAACGUUUUCAGAAGACGGAACGCAGUUUAUAGCAAUUUUUCACCGAAUCUCCCCGUUAACAUUUCGCCCGACGUGUUAUAGCCACGGGUAAUUUUAGUUAAACCGCGCGCGUACAUACCGUAAUGAAUUCAGUGCGACAUCUAAGUGAGCGAACACGGCAAUUCAGAGGCAGACAACGACGAUCGAGUGUUGGUGUAGUCGCAGCAGCAAACGUAAAAGUUCUGGUGGCAGCAACAGCAACAGGCACUUCAUCAGUAUCCUUAUCGACGGCGGCGCUAGACGAACUAGUGACAAUUUGUGCUACGCCAAUAAACCACUACAUUAUUAGUGCUGCAAGAACCAAGUCGGGGAUCCUAGCACGAGUUGGCUUAGCGGUGAUUUGUACAAUUUUACUUAGCCUUUGGGUACAAAAGCACUAUAUUGAGCAAUUUUACUUCGAGAAAGGCAGCGGAGGAGGAGGACCAGUAGUCGAUUGUGCGAAAGAAGCUGCAACAUAUGUUGUGGCGGCGGCGCUUCUAUUAACAGCAAUAACGUCGCCGCCAAAAUUUUUUAAAAUUAACGCUUUAACCAUUUCAAACGAAAUAGGAGCAGCUGCUGCGUUGGUGUUUUUGGUGCGUAUGGGCUAUUGUGCUAUUGGAUUUAGAAAUUUUGGAUGAUUGCUGCGUACUGACGUCACUGUGCAUGUUGAUGAAAAAAAUAAUUGAACUUAAAUCCUUGACCACAGAAAACUGUGAGCAAAGAGAAAUAGAUGAAAUUUUGAGAAAGCAGUUGACGUGGGAGCAGCAUUACCCAGGUUUUUUCACCGCCACGUAUUUACGAACAACAAGUGUUUUUCGACUGCUCCAACUACAAAGCAGACAGAGGAAGAAACUGGAGCAACGAAACCGUGUCAAAGCACAUAGACGGCGUAAAAGGUGACCCCAACGUCGGAAAAUACGCAUAUGUUGCUGCUUUAAUAUCUAAACAUACUUUGGCCCGAAUUUUGUGCAUGCGAAGAGGACUCCAGCGAUAGCAGAGAAAGGGAAACAGCAAAAUUUCCAUACUUAAACGAGUGAACAACUAAAGCUCUUUACCGUUGAAUCCGUACUACAAGGAAAUAUAGGUGUUUGAUGCAUAAGAUUUAUUGUUUUUUCGAAUACUUGCCCAUUUGUACCCUAAGUAAAUUACUUGUGUGCCGUAACAUUUGUAAGAUUUAUAAAAAAAAAUGACGAGCUUUGCAACAUAUUGUAUUAUCAAGUAUGUUAGACCCAUAGGCUGUAGCAUUGCUGGCUGCGAUAUGAACGAUUCGAAUGGCAACCGUUGCAACAAAAGCGUCGUAAACUUUUCAAAUGAGCACUGCAAUAAUAUAAUGGCGGUGGAGAAACGUCGAAGCUGACAUUGUCUUUGGCAGCACAAGAGGUGCGCGAGUCUGUAUAACUGUGAAACUCACGGCAAAGAAACCAAAAAGAAACAUUUCAAAAGUCUAAAAUUUCUUUAAAGUGCGUUUAACAUUAAAUGCGAUUAAUCAAGCGAACGAACGCUAAAAAAAAAAAAAACAAAACAAAAAUAUCGAAAAAACAAUAAUAAAGGAAAAAACCAGAAAAAUACAAGUAAUGAACUUUGUAAUAAAAGGAUUAUAUGUGGUUGUCAAUAAUACCGCUUUAACUUAAAAUAGUUUAGCUUCGUACUUAAAUAAUUUAAAAACAAUUGUUCGUUUGCUGGUACUAAAACAAAACUGUUAUAUAACAUUUUUCAAAACAUACACACUUCGCCAACAUUUUAAUGUAUUAUCAAAUAAGUUCGGUAAAUAUGGACGACACAGCCCAAGCUACGGAACCUCCAUUAAAUUCUAUAACUAAAAUCACCAUUCAUAAUAACAACAAUAACUACAAUAGUAAUCCGCUAAAUGAUAAAGCAGUUGUGUCCGUUUCUAAAGCAAACACUUGGCAUGAAAAUACCCAAACAAAACAUUUUGUCUCUAUAAUGGCUAAAUACGCUGAAAAACGGCGCGCUACGACAAAGGCACAAGAUGCAGCUACAGCUGCGCAUGACGCUAGCGUUACAAAAGGUGUACCAGACAUCGAGCAAAACUUAAGCAAAUCUUUCCCUGAGCAUUUUCAAAAUGAAGCUCCAAUAGCAGCGAACAUGUUUGGCAGUAAUAAAAGCAACAUUGCAAAGUUACAGUGGUGGCAUGCGCCUGCGCCUUCCGGCAACAUGACUGGGGCGACGCCGCAGUUCGCUCCCACCUUUACGUCGUUGAACGACCAGGCUUCACAGUCGCGCCAAUACAAUGAUGCUAUUUUAGCUCAUCAAAAUUCAAAUAACGCAGAUAACGUUUUUGUUUCAAUACCGUUAAAUACCUCAAAGGUCCAUUUUAUUGAUGGCGCCGCAGUACAAGAACAAGACAACAAACUCACUACUAGCGAUUCGAGUAGCUCUCAACGGCUCCAAGAAAAUCAAUCGCAAGAACAACCACCUCCAGAUGCUAGCUUGCGCCAACAGCGUGCUAUCGCCAAUAAUAUUGGUUGCUUGCCGCUAGCGGGCACAGUCGCCACAAAACGUGUUCGUGUUGCGCAUCAUCAGCAACUCCACCACACUUCGAAAUCCAGCGUGGCGAGCCCAUUAACAUCGUUGAAUGAUUCACGCUGCAACAGCUAUGAUAACCAACGUGUAAACUAUGAGGAGGACCACAUAUCACAGGACUCGCAGUUACUUGUUAAAGAUCCCAAACUAUGCGUUGGUUUACUAAAUUCAAGCGAAGACGAUGAAAUGCAAAUAACGGGUUAUAAGCGAUCGCGCCUGCGUAUGCUGCUAUGUUGGAUUUGUAUAUGCCUUACCGGUGGCCUAUUGCGGCUAAUAAUGCACUGGUGGCGGCAUUGGUACUUAAUUUCUACGCAUGUCAAGUGCCCAUUAGAUAUAGCUGAGAAAGUUUUAAUACAAGAGAAUUAUCAAAACAAACAUAAAAUAUAUUAUGUGAAGACUAUACAGGAAUUAAAUGCCUCCGUACUAAAAGAAACUAUGCAGCAGCGGGAACAUUUGCUUCCAUCGCUAACGGCCAAAGAUGGAAGUGCUAGGAACAAGAAUACGCUCUCAAUGCAAACACAGCGAGAUAAUGUGGAAAUAAAUGAAAACAGUUUGCAUAUAAGUUUACAUUUCUCCUCAGCACAAUUCAAAUAUAGCAAUAGUGUACGAGUUUUCAAUUGUAAGCAAUUGCGUUACGCCUGGGACAAUCAAACUCAAUCAUUUAAUAAAAUAAAGGGACUUGAUGAAAACGUUUCGAGUGCAUAUUUUCAUCAGCAGAAGGGCUUACCAGCUCUGGAACAAAUAUCUCGCCGCUUAGCCUAUGGACCAAACGAAAUAACUAUUCCUUAUAAAGACCUAAAAACUCUACUUGUAUUGGAAAUGUUGAAUCCUUUCUAUGUUUUUCAAAUAUUUUCCGUAUUAUUAUGGUUCACCUAUGAUUAUUAUUACUAUGCCUGUGUAAUACUGCUCAUGUCUAUGUUUGGGAUAGGGAUGUCAAUUAUUCAAACUAAAAAGAAUCAGGAUUCAUUGCGUGAAACUGUGUUGAAUACCGGCUCUGCUUUGGUUGUAACGGAAACUGGUCAAGUUUGCGAAACAUCUACUCAAUGUCUGGUUCCUGGCGACAUUAUUGAAAUCCCUACAAACGGCUGUACGAUGCAGUGCGAUGCUGUACUCUUAUCUGGAAACUGCAUUCUGGAUGAAUCAAUGCUUACAGGUGAAAGCGUUCCCGUAACAAAAACUCCCUUGCCAAUGAAACGCGAUUUAAUAUUUGAUAAAAAGGAACAUGCGCGCCAUACACUUUUUUGUGGCACAAAGAUUAUACAGACGCGAUAUAUUGGUUCUGAAAAGGUUUUAGCGAUUGUAAUUAAUACUGGAAACAUUACUGCCAAAGGUGGACUUAUACGAUCAAUAUUGUACCCACCACCAGUUGAUUAUAAAUUUGAGCAAGAUUCAUACAAAUUCAUUGAAUGUUUGGGUUUAAUCGCAUUGAUUGGCUUUAUUUACACAUUAGUAACCAAGAUAAUGCGCGGCGUCGAGCCAGUAAAAAUUGUUGUUGAAUCUCUGGACUUGAUUACAAUUGUUGUGCCACCUGCGCUGCCAGCUGCUAUGACUGUCGGUCGCUUUUAUGCACAAAAACGUCUUCAGAAGAAAAACAUCUAUUGCAUAUCGCCGCGUUCCAUAAACGUUGCUGGUAGUGUUGACUGCUGCUGUUUUGACAAGACUGGUACGUUAACUGAAGAGGGGUUGGACAUGUGGGGUGUCGUGCCAAAAACAGUAACAAACGAGUUUCAAAUGCCUAUCAAACAAAUCGAACGCUUACCGUAUGAUAAUUUUCUAUUUGGUAUGGUAACCUGCCAUUCUAUAACCAUUAUGAAUGGCAAGCUGAUUGGCGAUCCAUUGGAUCUUAAAAUGUUCGAAUCGACCGGCUGGACUCUAGAAGACCAGAAAAAUAUACCAGAUAGUCAAAAAUAUGGUUUAAUUCAUCCCACAAUUGUACGGCAACCAAAAAGAGAUGGUGUGGAAUAUACUGCCGAUGUCUCAGUUCAGCGUCAAUCUUCCUUCGACGAUUUAUUGGCUGAUGUCGGGCUGCUCAACGGUGAAGCGAACAAUGAUCAUGGCUUAGUUCGAGAAUUUCCCUUUACUUCUAAUUUACAACGAAUGUCUGUUAUAACUCGCCGACUUAGUGGAAGCAAUUUUAAUGUUUAUUGUAAAGGUUCUCCUGAGAUGUUGCAGCAACUUUGUCAACCAAGUAGCUUGCCGGAAAACUAUUCUCAGCAAUUGGCCUAUUUCGCAAAGCGAGGAUAUCGUAUCAUUGCAAUAGCUUAUAAACCACUUAGUCGCAAAAUGAGUUAUAUUAAAGCACAACGCUUGUCACGUGAAAGUGUCGAAUGCGAACUUGAGUUCCUUGGCUUCGUUGUAUUGGAAAACCGCCUAAAACCUGACACAAGUGAAGUGAUAAGAUCACUUACUGCAGCAAAUAUUCGUACGGUUAUGAUUACUGGAGAUAAUAUUUUGACUGCAAUAAGCGUGGCGCGCGACUGUGGUAUAGUGUCCCCGCAGCAGGCAGUCGUGACCGUCAACGUUAAGCAUCUACCAGAAAAUGAGAAACAUACUUAUGAACUUUAUUAUACGCUUGAACUGGGUGGUUGUGAGGAUUCGUUAACUAAUGGUACGGAAAUUGUAUCAUUGGAAUCCUCAGUCAACAAUUCCGCCGAUUAUUGCGAUGCUGGUGGCGAUUACCAAAGAUAUAAUGGAGAUAUUUCUUCUCUAUGCAGCGUUUCAAUUACAUUACCAAAUAGCAACAGCCUAGCAAGUGUUGAGACAUGUGAUACGUGGACACAUCAUGAUCCGGAAGUAGGCUUACCUGUCUCGGGUAAAGAAAAGGCAGAUCACCAUCAGUUGAUGUCCUGUGAUGCGAAUACAAGUUGGCGGAAGAAUUACAGAUUCGCCAUGGUUGGUAGAACUUGGCAGAUCUUGCGAGAAAACUUUCCUAAAGAACUUAAAAACUUUGUGACACGUGGUGCUAUAUUUGCGCGCAUGUCUCCGGAACAAAAGCAAGCUUUAAUUAUGGAGCUUCAGCAGCUUGACUACUGUGUUGCAAUGUGUGGAGAUGGUGCUAAUGACUGUGGUGCUUUAAAGGUUGCGCAUACCGGUAUUUCGCUGAGUGAAACUGAAUCUGCCAUUGCAUCUCCAUUCACCUCUCGUAGCGCGACAAUUGCGUGCGUGCCAAAUGUGAUAAAAGAAGGUAGAGCGGCGCUAGUUACUUCAUUCGGUGUAUUUAAGUACAUGGCUGCGUAUUCCAUGGUGCAGUUUAUAUCAGUAAUGAUUUUGUAUUCUAUUGACUCCAACCUUACGGAUAAACAGUAUUUGUACAUUGAUUUGGGUUUGAUAUCGGUCUUCGCAUUUUUUUUCGGCAAAACAGAAUCAUAUGAUGGACCGUUGGCUAAACUAGUACCACUAAGUUCGCUUAUAUCGCUUGCACCUCUAGCUUCAAUUGUACUGCAUUUACUUGUUGUAAUCGGAUUUCAAACUGCCGGAUGGUUCCAAUUGCACCAACAAGAGUGGUUUGUUUCUUUUCAACACAGUGACGAAGAUCACUUAGGGUGCUAUGAAAACUACACUAUGUUUGCGAUAUCGAGCUUCCAGUAUAUUACACUUGCAUUUAUAUUUUCGAAGGGAGCUCCCUAUCGCAAGCCGAUCUGGUCUAAUAUACCGUUUUGCCUUUCGUUGAUUGUUAACCUUUUCAUCGUCGGCUAUCUAGUAUUAUUCCCUACAAAAUGGAUUGCCGAUUUCUUCCAAUUAAUCGUACCUGAAAAUAUGGACUUUCGCUACUGGAUGCUGCUAUAUGGAGUUGCGAAUUUUACUUUACAUGCUUUUGUGGAGAGUUUCGUCAUCGAAUAUUUACUGUUUAGAAAGGUUCAAGUGCGUCGUGAAGCGAAUAUGAAAAAGUCAAAUCGAAAAUACAUGCAUGUAGAAUAUGAUUUGCAAUAUUUAAAAAAUUGGCCACAAAUAACGCAAACAUGUGAGGCAUUUGAUUCUUCAAUACCUCAAGAAGAAGUUAAAUCAACGUAUGUUGAGAUUAGUGCAGAGCAAAAUUUCGAUAUGCCAGUAUCUCAAAAUAAUGCACUCAAUAGUUUUUUUGGUGUGGAGUCAUCAGUAAUCCAAACCUUGCCGACUGUAGCUGAGCACAGUGUCGUCAGCGAGUCGGAAUUAGCAGCCUUGUCAUCGUCGUCAAAGCCACCGCAAAUGGACAGUUCUGUAUUGAAUGCAGGUGUUAAGUCAUGAGAAUUACAACUGGCAACGUCGUUUACUUUUAAUUUACUUAUUGUUGAUAAGUAUAAUUGCUUACGUACUAUAAGAUAUUUAUUUUAUUUUUUGUUUACACUUUUUCCUGUUUGUAAAUUAGUUAAUAGCUGUGCUAUUUUAAAUGUGUUACAUCAUACAUGUGGCAAUUCGUAUUUAAUAAAAAUGGGUUGGUUGAACACAAACUAUAAAACA
Rhagoletis pomonella (apple maggot) is the source of this 7637-nucleotide messenger RNA. RefSeq names its product probable cation-transporting ATPase 13A3 (gene anne). The record is from RefSeq and is a predicted model, not a curated record. Gene Ontology annotation, cellular component: membrane. Gene Ontology annotation, molecular function: P-type ion transporter activity; ATPase-coupled monoatomic cation transmembrane transporter activity; ATP hydrolysis activity. The transcript has 11 exons. Gene Ontology annotation, biological process: polyamine transmembrane transport; intracellular calcium ion homeostasis. The coding region runs from base 2400 to 7424 and encodes 1674 amino acids. NCBI's taxonomy places the organism in Eukaryota, Metazoa, Arthropoda, Insecta, Diptera, Tephritidae.